This is a messenger RNA of Arachis duranensis, 751 nucleotides long. RefSeq lists its product as uncharacterized. Lineage: Eukaryota; Viridiplantae; Streptophyta; Magnoliopsida; Fabales; Fabaceae. The coding region runs from base 140 to 568 and encodes 142 amino acids. The transcript has 3 exons. The record is from RefSeq and is a predicted model, not a curated record.
UAAUGAUAAUAAUAAAGACGAAACCUUUCAAUCAUGUGAUGAGAUCGUUAUUCUAUUACUAUAUAGCCAUAGCCCCACCCAACACCAAUUUUACUCUUCUUAUUCUUAUACCUGUUCUUCUUCUUUGUAAAUUGCAUUGAUGGCUGUUUACUCUAAUUGCUUAACUCAAAUCCCACUUCGCAAUUAUGGAUCAUCUCUCAAAUAUCCAAAGAAAGAAUUGAAGGCCAGGAGCAGCUUUGUUCCUCUGAAAAAGGCACCAGCAGUGAGGAUCACAAAAGUCACAGCAUCCAUUAAAAACAAGGUUUACGAGGAUAGAUCAGAGGGCAUAGUUUGCUACGAAGAUGAGCGGGGAGAAAUAAUAUGUGAAGGGUAUGAUGAAGGACCAUGCUUUCAAAGAAUUCCAAAGGCAAGCUAUCACCUUCCAAAUCCAAGAGAUGCUGAAAUCAGGAAUCUUGUUAUCCAACAAGGAUGGCUUCAGAUUGCUAAAGAGGAAGAAAAAGUGAACAAUGAUACAGUUGAGAGUCUCAAAAGAGACUUGAACUGCAAUGGCUUUAACUCCUUUCGCUAGUCACCUCAAUCUUACCAUCUUGUAUGUAUUCGAUCGAUGGCAAUUCUUUUCUCAAUUUAAUUGCCUCUCCUUUUCAGUCAUUGAUGUAAACUACUAUCUCUACCCUACUAGUAUUGUAAAUUAUAUCUCAUGGAACAGCAGAGCAUGACUUGCAAUAAAUUUGUUUGUCUUUGCGUCUUAAAA